AUGAGUGACAACUAUACAACUUUGGCUCCUCCAGCUUCCAACCAGGGCCCCACCACCCCACGCAAGGGCCCACACAAGUUCAAGCAGAGGCAGACUCGCUGGUUCAAAAGCAAACCAGCUAAGAAAAGUGUGAAAGGGUUUGGAGAUGACAUUUCAGGCAUGGAGGGGCUGGGAACAGAUAUCACAGUGAUUUGUCCCUGGGAGGCUUUCCGCCACCUGGAAUUGCAAGAGCUCGCUUAG
This is a messenger RNA of Lepus europaeus (European hare), 240 nucleotides long. Its product is annotated as retinal cone rhodopsin-sensitive cGMP 3',5'-cyclic phosphodiesterase subunit gamma-like. Gene Ontology annotation, biological process: positive regulation of G protein-coupled receptor signaling pathway; visual perception; positive regulation of epidermal growth factor receptor signaling pathway. Gene Ontology annotation, cellular component: photoreceptor outer segment membrane. The record is from RefSeq and is a predicted model, not a curated record. Gene Ontology annotation, molecular function: cGMP binding; 3',5'-cyclic-nucleotide phosphodiesterase activity. The coding region runs from base 1 to 240 and encodes 79 amino acids. The transcript has a single exon. NCBI's taxonomy places the organism in Eukaryota, Metazoa, Chordata, Mammalia, Lagomorpha, Leporidae.